Molecule: messenger RNA, 751 nt
Organism: Cavia porcellus (domestic guinea pig)
Lineage: Eukaryota; Metazoa; Chordata; Mammalia; Rodentia; Caviidae
Gene: Spcs1
Product: signal peptidase complex subunit 1
Exons: 4
Coding region: 172-480 (102 amino acids)
Biological process (GO): protein targeting to ER
Cellular component (GO): endoplasmic reticulum membrane; signal peptidase complex
Source: RefSeq, a predicted model, not a curated record
CGGGGCGGGGCCACAGUUUGUUCUGGCCUGUCCUUGACUUCCGCUUCCGGGGCCGAGGCCGUAGAGCUCAGGGCUUCAGCCUGCUCACUCUGUGACUUACAGUGUCAGGCUUUGGCUGCCGAGGUCUCUCCGUAUUGGCUUCGCUUGCUACGCUGUCUGCCUCCGUUAAUCAUGCUGGAACAUCUGAGCUCGCUGCCCACACAGAUGGAUUACAAGGGCCAGAAACUGGCUGAACAGAUGUUUCAGGGGAUUAUUCUUUUUUCUGCAAUAGUUGGAUUUAUCUACGGAUACUUGGCUGAACAAUUCGGAUGGACUGUCUAUAUAGUUAUGGCUGGAUUUGCUUUGUCCUGUUUGCUGACACUUCCUCCAUGGCCCAUCUAUCGCCGACAUCCCCUCAAAUGGUUACCUGUUCAAGAAUCAGGCACAGAAGACAAGAAAUCAGGGGAUAGAAAAAUUAAGAGGCAUGCUAAAAAUAACUGAUUGGAGUUUUCAUGAUUUAACACCUGCUUUUAUUUCCUGUGAGAUAAACUAAAUUGCUUUCAUACCCAAAACAUGAGCUAAAACCACCUAUACUCUAAGAGCACAGCUGUGUAUGGACAAUUCUUUGUGUUUCAUUUCUAACCAGUUUGGACCCAAAAAUACUUGAGACCCUAUCUUGAUAAUCUUGUUCUAAAUGGAGAACAGAAAACAAAAUACAAGUAUGUAGUGUUUCUUUCAGGUAUACAUAAAAAAUAAAUGCCUCAAACAAUAA